Molecule: messenger RNA, 809 nt
Organism: Dothidotthia symphoricarpi CBS 119687
Lineage: Eukaryota; Fungi; Ascomycota; Dothideomycetes; Pleosporales; Dothidotthiaceae
Exons: 3
Coding region: 25-753 (242 amino acids)
Biological process (GO): respiratory electron transport chain
Source: RefSeq, a predicted model, not a curated record
CCCCCACUCACCACUCCCGCAACCAUGAGGGCAGCUGUACGGCUUCUCGCCAGCAUCAAGCCAGGCCAAUUCCUCGAGCGCGGCGCUCCGACCGGCCUGACGGGCCUCCUCACACACCCGUCGCCGCGCUCGACGCUGCUCUACCACUACAACUCGACGCUCGACAAACUCAAGCAGAUCCCCGAGUCCUCCGUCUACCGCCAGUCCGUUGAGGGGCUGACCAAGCACCGCCUUCAAGUUAUCGAGUCUACGAAGCCGAAGGGAUGGGACGACUGGCAGGAGAAGAUUCAGAUGCAGGUCGACAACGACCCGGAGGCAUUCCAGAGCAUCAGCACUUCGGGAGGAAACACCAUUGUCCUACCAAAGAACAAUGAAGUCGACCCCAGGACACGUGCGGCUGAGUGGGACGGCGAGAUCCCAAGUACAUUCCCAGAGGGCAUCAGGUCGGAGAAAUCGCGCUCCAAGUUCAUUCCUAAAAUGAAGGGUGAUGUCAACUACACACCAGAGCGGUCAAUCACCAAAAUCAAGUUUGACCCGGAGCCGCAAUACACUGCUGAAGCCAUCUCGGACUUGGAGAGCAGAAUGGGUGCCGGUUUGAUCGAAGAGGUCAUCCAGGUCGCCGAAGGUGAGCACAUGCUCGUAGACGAGAUGGUUAAGAACAAAGUCUGGGAGCCGCUUGAAGAGCAGGCGCCAGAGGGCCAGUGGGCAUACAAUGAGCGUUCUUCCCACACUGGCACUACUCAAAAGCCAUAGAGGAGAUACGCUUGAAUUUGUGUGUAAAUAGCAGAAUGAACAUUUCCACAACACCC